UGUUGUGCAACUCCAGUUGUUGUUAUUGUGGGGUGUUUUGAAAAUGCAGCAGCUACGAAAUGCCGUGGUGCACGGUUGGGCUAGAAGGAUAAGGGCCCCAUCGAGAAGUGCCCACAGUGCCGGUGCCGAUAUCUACGACGUGGUGGUCAUCGGAGGCGGACAUGCCGGAACAGAGGCCUCGGCGGCAGCUGCUCGCAUGGGAUCACGCACCCUGCUGCUAACCCACAAACUGGAGACUAUUGGCGAGAUGUCCUGCAACCCGUCGUUCGGUGGCAUUGGCAAGGGUCACCUGAUGCGCGAGGUGGAUGCCCUGGAUGGCGUAUGUGCCCGCUGCUGCGAUGUUUCCGGAGUACACUACAAGGUGCUCAAUAGACGGCGCGGUCCAGCUGUUUGGGGGCCCAGGGCGCAGAUCGAUCGCCAGCUGUACAAAAAGGCUGUGCAGCAGGAACUGCACAGCACCCCCAAUCUGGAGAUUCGAGCAGCCGCUGUGGACAACCUGCUGAUAGAGGAUGAACAGGAUACCCAAGCCCGCCGUUGUACCGGCGUCCUUUUGGCCAACGGAGAAGUGGUACGUAGUCGAUCCGUGGUACUCACCACGGGAACAUUCCUGCGGGCACACAUAAACAUCGGACUCGAGGUGCGACCGGCCGGCCGAAUUGGAGACGCUCCAGCCAAAGCGCUGGGCGAGGCGAUCGACAGAUUAGGUUUUCGCAUGGGGAGGCUGAAAACUGGAACUCCGCCUAGAAUAGCAAAGGACAGUGUGGAUUUCUCACAGCUCCAAAGGCACGAAGGUGAUGAUCCGCCUAUGCCUUUCUCCUUUCUCAACAAAGACGUUUGGCUACCCGCCAAGGACCAACUACCCUGCUACCUUACCUACACCACACCAAAAGUCAGCGACAUUGUGCGCGACAAUCUUCAUGUAAAUCGCCAUGUCACCGAGGAGAUUACCGGCCCACGCUACUGCCCCUCGAUUGAGUCCAAGAUCCUGAGGUUCGGCGCGAAGGUACAUCAGGUGUGGUUAGAGCCAGAAGGUCUGGACAGUUCCUUAGUGUAUCCCCAAGGAAUCUCCUGCACGCUGCCCCACGAUCAGCAAGUAGAGCUGGUCCAUGCCAUCCAAGGUCUGGAAAAGGCGGUAGUUGUCCAGCCCGGUUAUGGCGUGGAGUACGACUUCAUAGACCCCCGUGAGUUGUAUCCCACACUGGAGACGAAACGAGUGCCAGGACUCUUCUUUGCUGGCCAGAUAAAUGGAACUACGGGCUAUGAAGAAGCAGCCGCUCAGGGCAUCAUAGCUGGUGCCAAUGCAGCUGGAAAAACCAGGCAUAGCGAUGGAAGGCAACUAACCAUAAGUCGAACUGAGGGCUACAUAGGCGUGUUGAUCGAUGACCUGACUUCGUUAGGCACAAAUGAACCCUACCGCAUGUUUACAAGUCGGGCAGAGUUUCGGUUGUCACUUCGUCCGGACAAUGCCGACAUGCGUCUCACACAAAAGGGCUACGAAUUUGGACUUGUAUCUUCAGAUCGCUACCAGCACUUCCAGCAAACCGAGGCGAGAUUGCAAUCGGCCAUUGAGUCCUUGCGGCGAUUGCGGAAGCACACUCAUUACUGGCGACAAGCACUCAAUCUGCCCAAGGCCAAAGCUUCGGUGGAGAAAUCGGCUUUCGACAUGCUGGGAAUUCCAGCAGAUAACAUCACUAUCGAGCAGCUAAUCCAUCUUCAUCCCAACGAACUGAGCUGGCUUAAAGGCGAGCGAAAUCUGGCCGAAAGGCUGAAAAUAGAGGCACUGUAUUCGUUCUUUGUCGAUGAACAGCAACGAGAUGUGGAGGAUGUACGGCGUGAGGAGCGCCUGUCCAUUCCCGCCGACAUUGAUUACUUCUCAAAGUCCCUAAGCUUGUCCAACGAGGAGCGACAGAAGCUGACGCUCAUCCAGCCACAGACAAUUGCGGCGGCUAGUAGAAUUCAAGGAGUGACUCCAUCGACAAUUGUAAGGAUUCUUAAAUACGUUAAAAAAGCGGAGCUAGCAAAAGCCUAGGUUACGAUUAUGUAAAAAUAUAUGUAAUAUUUGAUCGCAGAGUCCCAAACCAAAAAAGAACUUGCAAAGU
Molecule: messenger RNA, 2099 nt
Organism: Drosophila melanogaster (fruit fly)
Lineage: Eukaryota; Metazoa; Arthropoda; Insecta; Diptera; Drosophilidae
Exons: 1
Coding region: 44-2029 (661 amino acids)
Biological process (GO): mitochondrial tRNA wobble uridine modification; tRNA processing; tRNA wobble uridine modification
Cellular component (GO): cytoplasm
Molecular function (GO): flavin adenine dinucleotide binding
Source: RefSeq, marked reviewed